Cuscuta epithymum is the source of this 2165-nucleotide messenger RNA. Lineage: Eukaryota; Viridiplantae; Streptophyta; Magnoliopsida; Solanales; Convolvulaceae. The record is from the annotation of a GenBank genome assembly.
CAAUGAAGUACUGUAUAUCAGUCGACCAACGAACUCAGUACCCAGUGAAUAGCGAGCAAUUCAAGUUGAUCGUGUUUCUAGGAGCAGCUAACCAACUUAGCCGCCGCCAGCAGCGGCGACGCCGACCGUUAAGCUCCAUGUCUGAUGCAAUAUUAAGACACCGCGUUGCACAACUCAUUGAGCCAGGGUGCUUUUAUUGUUCUCUGCCAUCUCCACCUCUCUUUGCCAACCGAUCUGCUUGUCGAAGAAAUCAUCAUCGAGCACAUUCUUCUCUGUCCAUGAAUGGGUGCCAAGGUGACCCAAGAGCCCCCAUCGGAACCAUCCAAGCUCAAACGUUUCCUGCUGUCUCGAGCCUAUCACUGGCGAUGGAAAGCCUCAAUUCCGCCAUUUCGAACCUCCUCAACUCCGACCCUCUGCCGUUUGACUCUGGCAUUAUUCGCCUUCAGGUACCAAUUAAAGAGAAGAUUGAAACACUCGCUUGGCUGCAUGCCCAAAACCAUCUUCCACUCCUCCCGCGCUGUUACUUCUCUAGUAGAAGCCGAAUCCUUGACACCGAUCCUUCAUCCAUUAAACAUCUUAUUGCUUCCCAUCCAGUUCUUUCAUCAUCAUCAUCAUCAUCAUCAUCUCAAAAGCAUAGGGUGGUGAGUGUAGCUGGCCUGGGCUCGGCUGUCUUCUUCCGCGACUUACGCCCUUUCUCAUUCGAUGAUUGGCUCUCCAUUAAGAGGUUUCUCUCCAAGGGAUGCCCUCUAAUUCGUGCUUAUGGUGCUAUUCGCUUUAACGCUACUGUAAGCAUUGCUUCAGAAUGGAGAGCUUUUGGAUCAUUUUAUUUUAUGGUUCCACAGGUUGAGUUAGAUGAGUUUGAGGAAAGUUCAAUGAUUGCUGCAACUAUUGCUUGGGAUAACUCCCUCUCAUGGACAUAUCGGAAGUCUAUCAAUAAACUACAGGAAACAAUGUGUGAGGUUUACACUGUAGUUGAACAUUUGGUGAAAAGAGUUCCCGAUACAUAUGUACUCCAGAAAACUCACAUUCCCGGAAAAACAUCUUGGGAUCAGGCUGUUAAUCGUGCUUUGCAUAUGAUAAAGGGGGAUUACUCUACUCUGAUCAAGGUUGUACUUGCUCGCAGCAGCAGAGUUGUAACUGCUAUAGACAUUGACCCUUUGACAUGGUUAACUUGCCUGAAGUACGAAGGAGAAAAUGCAUAUCAGUUUUGUUUGCAGCCUCCUGAAUCACCGGCAUUUAUUGGAAAUACUCCAGAGCAAUUAUUUCAUCGAGACCAACUCAGCGUUUGCAGUGAUGCUCUUGCUGGCACCCGAGCUAGAGGCGGGACAGCGCUUCUAGAUCUUAAGAUAGGGCAUGAUUUGCUUUCCAGCCCAAAAGAGCAUUAUGAGUUCACUAUAGUACGAGAGUGCAUUAGAAGGAGACUGGAGGCUGUGUGUUCCAGUGUGCUGAUUGAACCAAAGAAAGCUUUGAAAAAACUUCCAAGAGUCCAACAUCUUUAUUCCCGAUUGUCUGGGAGGCUUCAAAGUGAAGAUGAUGAGUUCAAGGUUCUAUCAUCGCUUCAUCCAACUCCAGCAGUUUGUGGGUAUCCGACAGAAGUUGCACGGGUUCUAAUAGCAGAAACUGAAACAUUCGAUCGAGGAAUGUAUGCUGGCCCUGUUGGUUGGUUUGGAGGGGAAGAGAGUGAAUUUGCAGUUGGAAUCCGGUCAGCGUUGGUUGGUAAGGGUCUUGGUGCAUUGAUUUAUGCUGGAACAGGGAUAGUCAAAGGAAGCAGUUCAUCUUCUGAAUGGGAUGAACUAGAGCUGAAGACAUCACAGUUUACCAAACUGAUGAAACUUGAGGUUCCUGCAUUGUCAAUGAGUGGAAACGAGAGGAAUAUUAACCAAAGGGGUUGAUGAUUAUCAGUUUUACAUUCAUUCAGAUUCCUUGUUGAGAUUGAGAUCUGACCUUCAACUUGCAUCCUUGUACUUCUGGUGCAGACAACUCCCCUUUUAUCUUUUGCUUCCGCUAUACACACGCCCUCUCCUGCCCAAAAGAGGCAAAUAUAUGGGGCAUCAAAUGAUGACAUAUUUCUUAUUAUUUGCGAGCGAAUGUCAGUUGCAUGGUCAUUGCUGUAAGAAAUAUCAUACAUUAAAAGUUAAGAGCUUAGUGUUAAAUUAUUGGUAUAA